AUGCCCGCCGUCCCUCCAGCUGCCGUGCGCGCCCACCCUCCCUACCGCGCGCGCCCGCCCUCCAGCUUCCUCGCCAAGGAUCCCUCCGCCGCCAAGGUGUCACGCGCCCGCCCUCCAGCUUCCUCGCUAAGGAUUCCUCCGCUGCCAAGGUGUCGCGCGCCUCCCUGUGUCUUCGCGACGACGCACCGAACUGGCGGCGCGACCACAGAGACUUGCGCGUGUCCAGGAACGACGACGUACGCGGCCACGGCGCGAGAACGGAGAAAACGAACUAGCAAGACAAGUGUGAAGGCUGGAAGGAAGAAGGCAAAGAAAGGGGAAGCACCAGCACCUGAACAAGCCACCCCGAGGAUAAGAGCAGCAGUAGCCAGGGAGGCAGCAAUAAAGGCAAGGCUAGAAGUAGAGCAAGCUGAAGCCAAAGCAAGAGCAGCUCUAGAAGCUGUUGAAACAGCAUCAAGGGCAGCCAAUAGAGAGCUGCCACCUGAACCUGUUCCUCUCCAGAUUGAGCCGCCACCUGAACCACUUCAAGGAACUCCAAAUGGUCCUACAACUCAAAGACAUCAGGAUCUCAAUGCUGAUAUCUGGUAG
Molecule: messenger RNA, 588 nt
Organism: Sorghum bicolor (sorghum)
Lineage: Eukaryota; Viridiplantae; Streptophyta; Magnoliopsida; Poales; Poaceae
Exons: 3
Coding region: 1-588 (195 amino acids)
Source: RefSeq, a predicted model, not a curated record